AUGGCACGCCUAUCGACUUUUCUCGUCGUCCUCUUCGUGGCCUCAGUUGUCUCCGGCCAAUCUCCGACUAGUGCCCCUCGAGCCGCCCCGCAUGCCGCCCCAACAGCACAACCCGUGGCAGCUCCCGCCCAUGCUCCAGCCAGCCAACCACCGGCCGCCGCCAGCUCGGGACCUUCUCCGGUUACAGCCUCGCCGGAGGAGGAGCCUUUGUCUCCCCCGGCCCUUGCCCCCGAAACCGAGGCUCCGCUUGCCGAUGCCCCGACAGAGUUGGCCCCCAGCACUGCCCCGGAAGCUGAUUCGGCAACCGGAGGAGCUGCCGGAAUUGAGGUAUCUGCCGCCGUUGCUGUGGUGGCUGCCGCCGCUGGGUACUUGGUGUUAUAA
Messenger RNA from Striga asiatica, 381 nucleotides. NCBI's taxonomy places the organism in Eukaryota, Viridiplantae, Streptophyta, Magnoliopsida, Lamiales, Orobanchaceae. The record is from the annotation of a GenBank genome assembly.